Molecule: messenger RNA, 1053 nt
Organism: Fusarium musae
Lineage: Eukaryota; Fungi; Ascomycota; Sordariomycetes; Hypocreales; Nectriaceae
Exons: 3
Coding region: 1-1053 (350 amino acids)
Molecular function (GO): hydrolase activity, acting on carbon-nitrogen (but not peptide) bonds
Source: RefSeq, a predicted model, not a curated record
AUGCAAGAAUUUGAUACCAUCCUGCGCAAUGCCCAUGUCAAUGGUUCCUUUGUUUGCGAUAUAGGCAUCAAGCGAGGCGUCAUUGUGGGCCUAGGCGUUGGCCUCGUUGCAACAGAAGACACGCAAAUAAUUGACUGCAACGGGGCCAUUGUAACUCCAGGUGGGGUUGAUGGCCAUGUCCACCUGUCUCAAGAUCGCUCGCCCAGAGCUCAAGAAGCAGGCUAUACUAGUGCCGAUACAAUCGACACGGGGACUAGGAGUGCAAUUGCCGGGGGCACGACGACAGUCAUCUUAUUUGCAGAGCAAUCUCGGGGCCAGUCUCUGAAAGAGCAAGUUGACAAAUACCAUGAACUUGUCAAUGACCAAGGCUCAUAUGCGGACUACGGUUUCCAUGCCAUCAUCACCGAUCCCACUGCACAAGUGCUAGAACAAGAACUUCCAGAGCUUGCCCAGUGUGGUAUAAUGAGCAUGAAGCUAUUCCUCACAUACAAGCACAUGAGGAUUUCGGAUCGUCAGGUGCUCUCAGCGCUGCAAAAGGCACGGGAACUAGGAAUGGUGGCACUAGUGCAUGCUGAGAAUGGGGAUCUUGUCGAUUUCUUUACUGAGCAUUUAGAAGCCCAGGGACUCACAGACCCGAGGUUCAAGGCAAUAGCGCAUCCUCCAGAGGCUGAGGCCGAAGCCGUCAACCGCGCUAUUACUUUCUCCUCGGUCAUGGACACGCCGAUGCUCAUCGUUCAUGUCUCUGUUCGACAAUCGAUGGAUGUUAUUCGCAAGGCCCAAUCAUUAUUGAAGCCGGUAUUCGCCGAGACAUGUCCUCAGUACCUAUUAUUAGGCAAAGAGAAUCUCGACAGGGAUCAUUUCUGUGGUGCCAAGUUCGUCUGCUCGCCCCCUUUGCGCAGCGACCCAAAGGAUAUUGAGGAAAUAUGGAGAGGAAUCAUCAACGGCACAUUCACCAUAUUCUCAUCAGACCACUGCCCGUAUCGGUUCGAUGAUAACAGGGGAAAGAAGUUGGGUCAUUCAUACAGCAAAAGUGGCGAGGUUCAAGGAGUGUAA